AUGACUUUCACCGUUGAAGCCUUUUCCGAGGGACCGUUCGAGCUGGGCGAGGGCCCCCACUGGCACCCUCAGCUGAAGAAGCUUUUCUUCGUGGACAUUACCGCCGGCUUCGCCGCCACCAUUGAUGCGGCAAAGAAGGUGCAGGUGCUGCACCAAGAGGACGCCGGGCACACGGUGAGCGCAGUGCUACCUGUUGAGGGACAGGACAACCAGAUCGUGGUCGGCGUGGACACCAGCGUGUACCUGGUCGAUGUGGCCACCGGGGAGAAGAAGCUGCUGGACAAGCUGGCCACCGGCGGGGUUCGCUUCAAUGACGCCAAGUGCGACCCGAAGGGGCGACUGUGGAUUGGCACCAUGGGCUUGGAAACGGCGCCCGGCGUGCUCACGCCCGAACAGGGCGCCUUGUACCUCCUCAGCAAGGACGGCAAGCUGAGCGAGCAACUGGAGAAGGUCUCACUCUCCAAUGGACUGGCCUGGUCACUGGACAACAAGACGCUCUACUACAUCGACUCAUUUGUGAGACUCAUCUACGCAUUUGACUAUGACAUUGACACGGGAAAGAUUGCGAAUCGCCGUGUGCUGGUGAACAUGAACGAGGACAGCGACUUUCUCGCCGCCGAGCUGCCUGAUGGCAUGACCAUUGACGCAAACGGCAAUCUGUGGGUAGCCAUGUUUAACGGCAAACGCAUCGUCAGCAUUGAUGGGAAAACUGGCAAAGUGAUUGAUGUGAUCAAAAUGCCCACUUCGAUGGUCACCUCCGUGUGCUUUGGCGGUCCAAACCUCGACGAAAUGUACGUGACUUCAAUCAAGAAGUUCCUUGAUGAGAAGCGCAAAGCAGAAGAGCCGCUGGCCGGUUACAUCUUCAAGGUGACGUCCACGAAGAAGGAUUUUAAGGGUCACUUGCCCAACUUUGCUUUACAAUUUUAA
Messenger RNA from Rhagoletis zephyria (snowberry fruit fly), 927 nucleotides. Lineage: Eukaryota; Metazoa; Arthropoda; Insecta; Diptera; Tephritidae. The record is from RefSeq and is a predicted model, not a curated record.